CAUAUCCGAUUGUCUACAUGAUAGAGUUCAUUCGAGAGGUCCUUAUGCGGUGGUUCGCAGCCAGGAGGGAAAAAGUGGCUAAGUGUAAAUCUUUAGUGACGCUUGAGGUUGAUGAGCGUUUUCUCCAAGAUUUACCUGAGUUUGAGAAAUUCGCUGAAGAUGUCGAGACCUUGGAGUUAUUAGGUUACAAGCAAGUCUGCCUUCAAACGUUUUCCGAUUCUUUUCAAGGUCCGAUUCUACCUAUCGCGGAUCCAAAGGAUGUUGUCAUUCCACAAAAUAUAUCGGAAAUUAUACUUAUUCCUCCACACAGUAGACGACCACUCGGGAGACCAACCUGCAAAAGGAUACCAUCUAGGGGUGAAAACCGGGGAGAUUGCAAUGAUGGGGAACUGAAGCUUUUCUUGUUGUUGGACAGCCACGACAGAGCUGAUCCUGGUUAUGAGAGAGGUGCUCGGAAAUUUGUACGGGAUGUGGCUGCGGCGUUAGGUGACAUUGACAUGAUAAUAUGUCCCUGCAAAGACUGUCGUAAUGUAGAACGACAGUUAGGCAGUGAUGUGGUAGUUCACCUUGUAACUAAGGGGAUGGAUGAGGCUUACAAGAUGCAAGUUGAUUGGUAUCACCAUGGAGACGUGAACUCAGUGGCUGAAGGUGAAAGCAGCAAUGUAAAUGACUGGAAUGAGGAAAUUUUGGAGUUAUACAAAGCUGCUGAGUUUUUUGAUGAAGAGCUGGCUAGUAAGGCUGGAUUAGGUGAUAUUCCAGAGGCUGAAUUAGCUGAGAUUGCAGAGGGUAUAGGGAAAAGAAGACUUGGUUCGAUGGAAAAGCUGAACAUGGGAGAAAGGAAGAGAAAAAGGAUUGACUGUGUUGAAUCUGUCUCUGAUAGUGAUGGUGUAUCCAGUGAAUCCGAGGAAGAUGAGGAAAUAAAAGUGGAUGAGGAGGAGUUAUCAAGAUGGAAGAAAAGAUCAAUUCUUUUCAAGUUGUCUUAUUGGGAGGAUCUCCCGGUAAGGCAUAAUUUGGAUGUAAUGCAUGUAGAGAGAAAUGUUUGUUAUAGCAUUGUCUCUACAUUGUUGCAUUGUGGAAAUUCUAAGGACGGUCUUCAUGCACGGAGAGAUCUGCAACAUCUUGGUAUACGGAAGGAUCUGCAUCCUAACACACAAGGAAAGAGAACAUAUCUUCCUGCAGCACCAUGGAGUUCAUUAGAGGAGUGUAAGGUAACAGGACUCAAAUCACACGAUUAUCACGUAUUGAUGCAACAACUUCUUCCGGUUGCACUUAAAGGUUUGUUACCAAAAGGUCCAAGGACAGCAAUCUUACGCUUAUGCGCAUUCUACAACCAUUUGUGUCAGAGAGUUAUUGAUAGAGAGGUUAUUUCAGUAAUGGAAGCUGAAAUUGUGGAAACUCUUUGUAUGUUUGAAAGGUUUUUCCCUCCCAGCUUCUUUGAUAUCAUGGUACACUUGACUGUACAUCUAGGAAGGGAAGCUCGCCUUGGAGGACCAGUCCAUUUUAGAUGGAUGUACCCAUUUGAGAGGUACAUGAAAGUUAUGAAAGACUUUGUACAAAAUCCUGCAAGACCAGAAGGUUGUAUUGCUGAGUCAUAUCUCGCACAAGAAUGCAUGCAGUUCUGUAGUGAUUUUCUGAAAAAGACAACAAGUGUAGAAGAAAAACCAGAGAGGAAUUUAGAGUAUGUGAACAACUCUAUACUGGAAGGCCGUCCUAUAUCUGCUGGAUCUUCAUUUACUUUUACUGAAAUGGAGAAGAAUAUUGCCCAUUUAGCUGUCAUUCAAAAUACUGCAGCCUUGGAUCCAUAUGUCGAGUAAGUUCUGUUUGUUUCAUACAUAUACCUUGUCAUUUACACUGUUAAUAUAUCAGACUGAUAUUU
This is a messenger RNA of Arabidopsis arenosa, 1876 nucleotides long. The record is from the annotation of a GenBank genome assembly. Lineage: Eukaryota; Viridiplantae; Streptophyta; Magnoliopsida; Brassicales; Brassicaceae.